Molecule: messenger RNA, 990 nt
Organism: Cylas formicarius (sweet potato weevil)
Lineage: Eukaryota; Metazoa; Arthropoda; Insecta; Coleoptera; Brentidae
Product: inositol monophosphatase 1-like
Exons: 6
Coding region: 85-945 (286 amino acids)
Biological process (GO): inositol metabolic process; signal transduction; phosphatidylinositol phosphate biosynthetic process
Molecular function (GO): inositol monophosphate 1-phosphatase activity
Source: RefSeq, a predicted model, not a curated record
ACUUCAUUAUGCGAACGUCAAGAUAGCGACUUGUUAUUUUUUUGUGAGAGCAUUACGUUUGUGGAACUCUGGAACCGGACGAAAAUGGAAGAACAAAGGAUACAACGCUACUACGAAUUCAUUUUACCCUUGAUAUUGGAAGCAGGGAAGGUCUUGCUGAAAGCGAACGACGUCGACGUGGAAACCAAAAACGAUGAAGUGUGGGACUUGGUUACGGUUUACGAUAGGAAAAUCGAAGAGGUUUUAAUAAAGAAAAUUAAACAAAAUUUUCCGGAACACAAAUACAUUGGAGAGGAAGAAUCGGACAGCUCCGGCGAGAUGAGAAAAUUGUCGGAUGAUCCGACAUGGUUUAUAGAUCCGAUCGACGGGACGGCCAAUUUUGUCAGAGGAUUGCCCAUUUCUUGCAUCUCGGUGGGACUGACUGUUAAUAAAGAUAUGGUUAUGGGUAUCGUUUACAAUCCGUUCAUGGACGAACUGUAUACGGCCUUUAAAGGGCAGGGGGCGUACAUGAACGGUCACAGAAUUCGAACCAGUGGCUGUAAAGAUAUCCGAAGAUCGGUUUUUAAUUACGAGAUAACCAUAGCCAGAAGAAAUGAAUACUACUUUCAGAUGUAUAUGUACCGAACGAAACAUCUAAUACGGGAAAUAACCGGAAUAAGAUCGAUGGGUUGUGGAGUCUUAGGGCUUUGUUACGUUGCGAACGGAAGAACAGACGCCUACCAAGCCGAUGGACUUUUCCCUUGGGAUGCAGCGGCUGGGGUUCUAAUAGUCAGAGAAGCCGGCGGGCACGUGGUUGACACUUUCGGAAAGGAGUUUGAUUUAAUGGAUCCGAAUUUUUUGGCCACGGCUACUAAAGAACUUUCAGACCAAUAUAUGGAAGUGGAGAGGAGAGCCGACAAUGAGCUACUCAACAAUUCUAAACAAAAUAAACCAUUUACCAUUUAAGUGCGUAAAAAUGAUAGUGUAUUAAAAUAAUAAAUUAAUAUAUCA